GUAGAUUUCUUUGCUAAUGUUAAAUGUGUUUUGAAUGUUGAACUUAAAUCUGUCACAGGAAUUAUGCCUCCAAAACCACUGAUGAGAAGAGACCAGAUAGAGGGAUCAGCAACUAGUUCAGAUUCAUUUGAACAUAUAGCUCGCUCAGCAAGAGAGCACACCGUUCCUUUGUCAGAGCCCCGCAUGAUGUGGGGGUCAGACCCAUACCCCCAUGCAGAACCUCAGCAAUCUAGCUCUCCUCCCAAAGUUUUAGAAGAGCCUGACGAUUUGAGGUCUGAGGCACACUUGGAGCAGGAGCGAGUUGCUGUCCCUGCCACUGCAUAUCCUGUAGAACACAACCAGUUGGACUCUCAUCCAAAGACAGACUUUUUCAGAGAAUCAGGAGAGAUAGAGGUACAAAAGUUCCCAAGCAGGCCUUUGGAAGAUGUACAACCUCUCCAGACUGACACACCUAACACUGCGGUUAAUUUUGAAGGAGUGAAGGAGAAAGUUACGCAUAGCUCUCCAGAAGAAUUUGUGCCUGUAGGGGAAAGUCACUCUUCACUGAAGAGAAGCAUUUCCCAUGGUUCAAGUCACUCUCUAAAAUCGGAGGACCAGAGGAAUGAGACAGCAACAAAUAUCCCUAAAUUAAAUAACAGGCCUCUUGAGACAAAGGAGACAAUUGAGAGACUUGAGAUUAAGCCAAAAAAAGAAAUUCUGAUCAAUAGUAGAACACUAGAAGGACCAAAACCAGAAAAAUCUUUCAAACCUAAGUCUGAAACAAGAUGGGGUCCUAGGCCAGGUUAUGGUAGGAGAGAUGAAGGUGGUGAUAGACCAGUAAGAAGAUCAGGUCCUAUUAAAAAACCUGUCCUUAGAGAUAUGAAGAGAGCGGAAGAGCGUGAACAAAGAGAAGAACGUGAGCAGAGGAAGGAGAAAGAAGGAGAAAAAACAGCUAGUGAGAAAUCUAGCAAGUCUGAGAAAACUGACAAAAAGGAAGCACCUCAAGUGCCACUGCCUCAGACUGAGCCAGAGACGUCUGCCUCCAGCGGCACUCCUAAAAAGACAACCCAGGAUGCUGCUCUGAGCCUGGCAAGCCAGGAGAGUGGUCAAACUGAGACUGCAGCUAAAGCACUGGUUCAGACACCCACACCUCCAGCCCCACAGCAGCUACCAGCUGCCCAGCCUGCUGCUCCACAGCUUCCCCCUGCAGUACAGCAGCAGCCACCAGCUCAGCCAGCAGCACAGCAGCAGCCACAUGUUCAGCAGCCAGCUAGUGCAGUGAAGGAAGAAAAGCAGACUGAGAAGGUGGUUAGCAAGGAGGUUGUAGAGAAACCACGCUUAGAAACCAGACCAGUAAAAAGAGAGCCUGGCUUACCACCUAGGACAUACUGGAAAGAAGCUAGGGAUAGAGACUGGUUCCCAGAUCAGGGAUACAGAGGCAGAGGUCGUGGGGAGUAUUAUUCUAGAGGUCGUAGCUACAGGGGUUCUUAUGGAGGACGUGGUCGGGGCAGUAGAGGCCAUAAUAGAGAAUACCCACACUACAGAGAUCCUAAGCCUAGGUCAGACCAUGUGCCUUCAGGGCCUGUUAGGCAAAGAGAAGAGAGUGAAACUCGCAGUGAGAGUUCUGACUUUGAAGUAAUCCCAAAACGGCGGCGACAGCAUGGUUCAGAGACAGAUUCCGACAGCGAAGUUCAUGAAAGCGCAAGUGACACGCUACUUUCAGACAAAGACAGUCUAAUCAAAGGCAAGCACCCAAAAAGAGAAGACAGAGCUGAUGGCAAGAAGCCUUCAAAGCCUCUGUCGUUCAAACCUGAAAACAGUAUCAGAGUAGACAACAGAUCCCUAGAAAAAACGUACAUGAGAGAUGAUGAGAACAAACCCAAACCAGGAUUUCUUCCUAAAGGAGAGCCUUCUAGACGAGGCAGAGGGGGAAUGUAUAGACGUGGCGGUAGGGAUCCUGGUGGGCGUCCUCCACGUCCAUCCACUAUAAGGAGACCAGCCUACAGAGACAAUCAGUGGAAUCCUAGGCAAACAGAGAUUAUUAAACCGGAAGAAGGGGAACCUCCAAGAAGAAAUGAACAUUAUGGUCCUAUACCAGUUGAUAAAAGACCUCCAAAAUUUGAGAGAAAGUUUGAUCCAAAUAGAGAGAGACCACGAAGACAAAGGCCCGCUCGGCCACCAAGGCAAGAUAAGCCACCACGCUUUAGGCGCCUGAAAGAAAGAGAGGCCGCAUCAAAGAUAAACGAGGCAGUAACCAGCUCAUCAACAAGUGCCACAGUUAGUAAUGCAGUUAAUGAGCCUGCCACCACUGCUCUGGAUGUAUCAGAAAGUAAGACACCAGAUUUGUCCAACCAGAAUUCUUCAGACCAGGCAAAUGAAGAAUGGGAAACUGCCUCAGAAAGCAGCGACUUCAAUGAGAGGCGGGAGAGGGAUGAGAAGAAAACAGCAGAUGCAGCAGCACAGGUGGCUGCAAAGGCAGGAGAAAAUGCUGGAGCUCCAAAAAGGGAAAUAGCCAAGAGAAGUUUCUCUAGUCAGCGGCCUGGAAUAGACCGUCAAAACCGACGUGGCAACAAUGGGCCAGCUAAACCAGGGAGGAACUUCUCGGGUCCUAGGAGUGAAAGGCGGAGUGGUCCUCCACCCAGAAGUGGAAAAAGAGGGCCAUUUGAAGAGCAGACAGCAACUGUGCCUAGUGUUGAUCCCACCAACAGCAACUCUUUACAUCAGGAGGAUGGAGGUGUUACUGCUGCAGGCCAAAAGAGCACCAAGGAUGCAACUAGCAAAAAGAGAGAAGAACCUAAGGCUGGUCCAAAGAAGCCUAAGGAAAAAGUGGAUGCCUUGUCUCAAUUUGAUCUUAAUAAUUACGCAAGUGUUGUGAUCAUUGAUGAUCACCCUGAAGUGACAGUAGUUGAAGACUCCCAAUCUAACUUGAAUGAUGAUGGUUUCACAGAAGUGGUGUCUAAGAAGCAGCAAAAACGCCUGCAAGAUGAAGAGCGUAGAAAGAAGGAAGAACAAACAGUGCAGGUGUGGACCAAGAAAGGAUCAAGUGAAAAAGGCCGAGGUCAGAAUUCCAAGCUUCCACCCAGAUUUGCCAAAAAGCAGCAACAGGCAGCAGCUGCAGCUGCACAGCAGGCACAAGCUCAGGCACAGCCUCCAUGUACAACACAGACUCCGGGUCAGCCAUCAGCUUCUGUUCAGCCACCAAACCAGGCUGCAGGAGGGACAGCCAGCACAGAGUACACAGUGUCAGGCAAAGUUCUACAAAACACUCAGGCUCACAAUGGUCUGGGAGCUGAAUUGUGGGAAAACAAGGUGCCUCCUUCAGCAGUUCUAAAUGACCUCUCCAAAAAAUUGGGACCCAUUAGCCCACCUCAGCCACCUUCGGUCAGUGCUUGGAACAAGCCUUUGACAUCUUUUGGUUCAACUACAUCUCCGGAGGGAGCAAAGCCUGGGCAAGAAGGUGGAGUUGAUCUUGGUAUAGAAACUAUUCAAUUUGGAGCCCCAGCUUCCAGUGGCAGCGACAACGAAGUUGGCCCUGUGCUUUCUGAGAAGUCCACUGAUAAGCUGCCAGAGCCAAAAGAGCAAAGACAGAAACAGCCUCGGGCUGGACCCAUCAAAGCACAAAAGCUUCCAGACUUGAGUCCAGUAGAAAACAAAGAAUAUAAACCUGGUCCUAUUGGGAAAGAGCGUUCUUUAAAGAACAGGAAGGUGAAGGAUGCCCAACAGGGAGAGCCUGAGGGACAGGAGAAGCCAUCUCCCACCUCUGUCAGAAGUCCAGAACCUGUCACUACAAAGGAAACCAAAGCAGCAAGUGAACUAAGCACGGAAAUAGGAACGAUGAUAUCUGUGUCUGCUCCAGAGUUUGGAACAAACACAAAGGAGUCUGUAACAGACUACACUACACCUUCUUCUCAUCCUAACACAGUGGCUACUAGCAGUACAAAAAUGGAGGAGACUUUGGUGACGAACGUGCCCCUGCCCCACACCCUUCCCCUCCCUAGGAGGGAGACUCUACAACAGAGCUCCAGCCUAACUCCAGUUUCUCCCGCUACCGUCGACCUCACCCUCAAGAUGGAGUCUGCACGCAAAGCAUGGGAGAAUUCUCCAAACAUGGGGGAGAAGACUUCUCCAGUGACCUCAGCAGCAUCUCCCAUUGCUGGUGGCAGCGGCAGUAGCAGCAGCAGCAGCGGCAACACUGGGCCAAGCAGUGGUACUUACAGCUCUUUCUCUAGUGCAUCAAUGCCUCCUAUUCCUGUGGCCUCAGUUACACCAACAACUUCGCUUUCAGGAGCUGGAACAUACACAACCUCUUCACUGAGUACGAAGACUGCAAGCACCUCAGACCCUCCUAAUAUAUGUAAAGUGAAACCACAGCAGUUGCAGACAAGCAGCCUAGCUUCUGCUGGUCACUUUUCCCAGCUGAGCUGCAUGCCAUCCCUCAUUGCCCAGCAACAGCAAAGUUCCCAGGUCUAUGUGUCUCAGUCUGCAGCAGCUCAAAUCCCAGCAUUUUAUAUGGAUACAAGUCAUCUAUUCAAUACUCAACAUGCGCGUUUGGCACCACCUUCUCUGGCCCAACAGCAAGGCUUUCAACCAGGGCUUUCUCAGCCUGCUUCAGUUCAGCAGAUUCCUAUCCCCAUCUAUGCACCCCUACAAGGACAGCACCAAGCUCAGCUGAGUUUAGGAGCAGCACCAGCUGUAUCACAAGCCCAAGAGUUGUUCAACUCAUCCUUACAACCUUAUAGAUCCCAGCAAGCUUUUAUGCAAAGUGGUUUGUCUCAGCCAUCACCAGUAGUUCUGUCUGGUACAGCCUUACACAACUUCCCAGCAGUACAACACCAGGAGCUUGCUAAGGCACAGUCGAGCCUGGCAUUUCAACAGACUUCUAAUACACAACCUAUUCCUAUCUUAUAUGAACAUCAACUUAGUCAAGCUUCAGGACUGGGAGGCUCUCAGCUGAUUGAUACGCACAUUCUCCAGGCCAGAGCUACACUCACUCAAGCUUCAAAUCUGUACUCUGGGCAAGUUCAACAGCCUGGCCAGAGCAAUUUCUACAACACUGCACAGUCUCCCAGUGCUCUCCAGCAGGUAAACUAUGGCAUGGUGACAGUACCUUUGCCAGGAUCACAAAUUUCCUUGCCUAACUUUGGAUCCACAGCACAGCCACUUAUUGCCCUACCCCAAUCUUUACAACCACCACUACAGCACACGCCACCACAAGCACAGGCUCAAAAUCUAAGCAGACCUGCACAAGUAACACAGCCUUUCAGAGGAUUAAUCCCAGCAGGAACUCAACACAGCAUGAUUGCUGCAACUGGAAAGAUGGAAUCACAGAUUUACAGGCACCUGGGAUUUUCGGAUAGUGUGCAGCACAACGCAGUUGCAGCAUACUUUCAGAUAUCGGAAAUGGACCUGAAGGCCUUUGGAGGUGGCAUCGAUGUUAAACCUGGAACACCGCCAGUUACUGGUAGAAGUACUACUCCAACCUCCAGUCCCUUCCGGGCCAGUUCUACAAGUCCUAACAAUCAGUCCAACAAAAUGAACAGCAUCGUCUACCAGAAGCAGUUUCAGUCAGCAGCUGCAGCUGUGAGAAUGACACAGCCGUUUCCUGCACAGUUUGCACCACAGGCAAAGCAGAGAGCAGAGGUACUUCAGUCCACCCAGAGAUUCUUUUCUGAGCAGCAGCAGCAGCAACAGAGCAAACCCAUAGGAGGCAAAGCACAGAAAGUGGACGAGAACGGGAGCAAACCCACUGAGGCAAUUGCUGACUCUUCAGGAGUCUGCCAGGACAAAACUGAGGAAAAGCCCACCCCUGCGCCUGCUACAGCAACAAAACCUGUUAGAACUGGACCAAUCAAACCUCAGGCAAUCAAAACCGAAGAAACAAAAUCUUAG
This is a messenger RNA of Nestor notabilis (Kea), 5868 nucleotides long. Its product is annotated as protein PRRC2C-like. The record is from RefSeq and is a predicted model, not a curated record. Gene Ontology annotation, biological process: cell differentiation. NCBI's taxonomy places the organism in Eukaryota, Metazoa, Chordata, Aves, Psittaciformes, Psittacidae.